AAAAUAAAUUUGUCUUUCUCUUGAUAUGAUAAAGCGGACAAGUAAAAGUGAACGGAGGGAGUAUCUCAAAAGUUAAAUUGUUUCUAAUUAUAGAAAGGUGACAUUUUUUUUUGACAGGCUAAAAAGUAAAGUGUGCCAUAUAAUAUAAAUUGGGACAGAGGGAUUACUAAAUAUACAUAUACUAUACAUACCUAUACACAACCUCCUAUACAGACGAAGUGUAUAGGCAGUGUUUGGUAAACUAGAUGGCCGAAGGGUACAUUUAGCUAAGUUCCCGUUUGAAUAGUCCUCCAAUCUCAAAAAAAAAAAAUCUCAAAAAAUAGUCCUCAAAUUUGUCUGCACAUUUUCAGGGAAUGACAUGCGGCGGCUGUUCAUCGAGCGUGAAGAGAAUUUUAGAAAGUCUCCCACAAGUUUCUUCUGCUACUGUAAAUCUUACGACGGAGACAGCAAUAGUGUGGCCAGUAUCUGAAGCGAAGGUUGUACCAAAUUGGCAAAAGGAGUUGGGGGAGGUCCUUGCAAAGCAUUUGACUACUUGUGGGUUCAAAUCUAAUGUUCGAGAUUCCAGAAGGGAAAACUUCUUUGAAAUAUUUGAGAAGAAGAUGAACGCAAAGCGUAUUCAGUUGAAAGAAAGUGGUCGUGGGCUUGCCAUCUCGUGGGCUUUAUGUGCAGUGUGCCUUGUCGGGCAUCUCUCCCAUUUUCUUGGAGCUAACGCUUCAUGGAUCCAUGCAAUUCAUUCCACGGGUUUCCAAAUGAGUCUGUCUCUGUUUACAUUGCUUGUACCUGGUCGACAACUUAUUAUUGAUGGUCUGAAAAGCCUAAUUAAAGGAUCACCAAACAUGAAUACAUUAGUUGGUCUUGGGGCCAUGUCAUCGUUUGCUGUGAGCUCAAUGGCAGCCUUAAUACCAAAACUGGGUUGGAAAACAUUCUUCGAGGAACCUGUUAUGUUGAUUGCUUUUGUCUUGCUGGGAAGAAACCUUGAGCAGAGAGCUAAAAUUAAAGCCACAAGCGACAUGACAGGCCUUCUCAAUGUCUUGCCGUCUAAAGCAAGACUUGUAGUCAGUGGAGAUUCAGGGGAAUCGAGCUCCACAGUUGAAGUUCCUUCUAACAGUCUGUCUAUCGGAGAUCAGAUCAUUGUUUUACCUGGGGACCGUGUUCCAGCUGAUGGAAUUGUCAGAGCCGGUAGAAGCACAAUUGAUGAAUCAAGUUUUACUGGGGAGCCGUUACCUGUCACUAAAUUACCUGGGGCUGAAGUUGCGGCAGGAAGUAUAAAUCUUAAUGGAACACUUACUGUUGAAGUGCGACGACCAGGUGGUGAAACUGCAAUUGGGGACAUUGUUAGAUUAGUAGAAGAAGCACAGAGUAGAGAAGCUCCUGUACAGCGGUUGGCUGACAAGGUUGCUGGGAAUUUUACUUAUGGGGUAAUGACACUUUCUGCUGCCACAUUUAUGUUCUGGAACCUUUUUGGUGCUCGCGUUCUGCCUCCCGCCCUUUAUCAUGGAAGCGUUGUUUCGCUAGCGUUGCAGCUCUCAUGUACUGUGCUGGUUAUUGCCUGUCCAUGUGCACUUGGUCUUGCCACUCCUACUGCAGUGAUGGUUGGAACCUCCCUUGGUGCCACUAAAGGCUUGCUUUUGCGUGGUGGAAGUGUCCUAGAAAGAUUCUCAACGGUGAAUACAAUUGUGUUUGAUAAGACUGGGACACUGACUAUCGGUAGACCAACUGUGACCAGAGUUGUGUCUCAAGGUCAAGGCCAUCAAGAAGAUCCAGAUGGAAGACAAGAUUCAACUUCACCUUGUCAGUGGUCAGAAGUUGAUAUUCUGAAGUUCGCUGCUGGAGUUGAAUCAAAUACCAAUCAUCCAAUUGGAAAAGCAAUUGUAGAGGCUGCUCAGACUGCAAAUUCUCCAAAGUUGAAGGUUUUGGAUGGAUCAUUCACGGAGGAGCCUGGAUCUGGUGCUGUAGGGUAUAUAGAUAAUAAAAGGAUUUCUAUUGGCACACUAGAGUGGGUCAAAAGGCAUGGAGUUCUUGAGAAUCCAUUCCAAGAAUUUGAUGACUUCAAGAACCAAUCAGUAGUAUAUGUGGGAGUUGAUGGCGUCCUUGCUGGUCUAAUUUAUGUUGAGGACCAAAUCAGAGAAGACGCAAGGCAUGUUGUUGAAUCUUUGUCGAAACAAGGAAUUAAUACUUAUUUACUGUCUGGUGACAAAAAGAAUGCUGCCGAGUACGUUGCAUCUAUUGUUGGCAUCCCUAAGGAAAACGUUUAUUAUGGAGUCAAACCAGAUGAAAAGAACAAGUUUGUAAGCAGGCUACAAAAGGAUCAGAAAGUUGUAGCUAUGGUCGGAGAUGGAAUAAAUGACGCUGCAGCCUUGGCAACAGCACAGGUAGGAAUAGCUAUUGGUGGCGGAGUUGGAGCUGCAAGUGAUGUGUCUUCUAUUGUACUGAUGCAUGAUCGGUUAUCUCAGUUGCUCGAUGCUCUGGAGCUAAGCAAGCUAACAAUGAAGACUGUAAAACAAAAUCUUUGGUGGGCCUUCGGAUACAACAUAGUUGGAAUUCCAGUAGCUGCUGGAGUCCUGCUGCCAUUUACUGGAACCAUGCUUACUCCGUCAAUCGCAGGAGCUCUCAUGGGCUUGAGCUCUAUUGGCGUGAUGACUAAUUCAUUGUUGCUGAGACUCAAGUUUGAAUCGAGGCAGAAGGAAAUUCAUGGACCAUCAGUAAUAGUUGAUAUCCCUUCUGAUGCUUCUGAUAGCUUGAAUCAAGAAAAGUUAAGACAUCCAUAUCCAACCUCCAGAUAGUGAUCCUCACAAGCCAAGUCAGUGAUUGAUUCCAACAUUCAGUUAUGCCUCUGCUUGGGUACCUAUCAGUUGAAGGAAUUGUAACCAUGCAAUUGCUGCUGUUUGGAGGGACGGGGGACCCUGCUUCAGCUUAAGCUAAUCAGCGAUCAGAAUCUAAUGGAUCCCACUCCUGCGGUUUAAUUUGGUUGGGGGAUGGGGAAUCAUUUUGUUCAAUCACAGACUACAUGCUGUAACUAUGUACGUACUAAGUAUGUUUCUAGGCACUGAGUCGACCUAUCAAGGGAGCUGCAGACAAUCUGGUUAAGGAUUCAAUGGAGUGAUAGCCAGGUCGCGUGAAGAAAUGUCACUCAUAGGUUCCACUAAAUUUGGGCCGAAAUGUCACGCGGCGAUGCUUUUUUUUUUUUUUUUUCACACCCACAUAUCAAUAAAGGGUGCAGUAUGGCAUUAAAGAUUUGCAAGAUAGAAGAUAACAAACACCAUUUUCCCGUUAGUAUGAACCAAAGAAGAAAUGUCGAAGCGUUUGGACAAAAAUCAAUCAGCCGUGGUCAAUCUUAAAUUAGUUGGAGUCAAAUAAAGUUCAUUCUGUCCUA
Molecule: messenger RNA, 3373 nt
Organism: Lycium ferocissimum
Lineage: Eukaryota; Viridiplantae; Streptophyta; Magnoliopsida; Solanales; Solanaceae
Product: copper-transporting ATPase PAA1, chloroplastic
Exons: 16
Coding region: 354-2783 (809 amino acids)
Biological process (GO): monoatomic cation transport; copper ion homeostasis
Cellular component (GO): membrane
Molecular function (GO): copper ion binding; ATP hydrolysis activity; ATP binding
Source: RefSeq, a predicted model, not a curated record